Molecule: messenger RNA, 5130 nt
Organism: Lotus japonicus
Lineage: Eukaryota; Viridiplantae; Streptophyta; Magnoliopsida; Fabales; Fabaceae
Product: LEAF RUST 10 DISEASE-RESISTANCE LOCUS RECEPTOR-LIKE PROTEIN KINASE-like 1.2
Exons: 4
Coding region: 2933-4909 (658 amino acids)
Biological process (GO): protein phosphorylation
Molecular function (GO): protein kinase activity; ATP binding; polysaccharide binding
Source: RefSeq, a predicted model, not a curated record
CUUCUAUCUCCUCUCCUCUAUUCUUCAAUUUUCCUCUUCCCAAGUAGAGUUUUAAUUAUCUUACUUGCAUAUACCAUAGUCCUGUUUUCUUGCUGCUUCCUUAUCUAUCAUUUCAAAGGCAUAUGUUUUGUUGAGAAUUGAAGAUUAGGAUUCCAUUUUCCAGUAGGAACCCUCCAAUUCAACCCUCCAUAAGGCUCCAGUUUAGGAACAGCUGUAAUUGGAAAUUGGAUGGACCCAUUGUGGGUCAAUACUGAUUUGGAUGUUUGGAACGACUUUGAUCAAAUUAUCAAGUCACACUUUUGGAGUAUGUGGUUCAGGCUUCAUACUUCUCACCCAAAGUUGGUAAUCCCCACAUUUCCCAUUCAUAUGAGGUUUUGGUAUUGGUUGCUGAAACUAGCCCAUUGUUGAUCUUGCAUCAGCACAUGUUGGUUUGGCAGCUUAUAAAAAUUCAAGACUAGCGUUUUUAGGACUUUGUUAGUUCUUACUUAUAAUUUUAGUAUAAUCUAAGUUUUAAUUAUUCCCAUACAUAAAUUGUUCUGAUAAAACUUUAGGACAUAUUAAAUCCAUGGACGCAUGAAGAAAUUCUUUGGUCUGGUAUAAGAUAAAAUUUAAUAAUUAUAUUAUGUUGUAAAUCGUGUGAGUAAUUAAAAAAUUACUUAGCAUAAUUAAAAUAAUAGUACACAUAGGAUAUGAUCGGAUCGGUUUCUGGCCCAAUUAGAGUUUGUACCAAUCAAAAGAGGUCGGGUUGAUUCGGUUUGGAUUUCAUGUUUUUUUACUUCAAACCCAAUCUAAACUAAUCAUGACCGGGUUCAGAUCAGGUUCGAAUUGAACCGAAGAGAGGAGAGAAGACGCCGAGUGUGGCGCUAGCUAGAAGAGAAUAGAGGAAAGUAGGUCUCAAAACAGAACCUACAAUCACAAAGAUUGGUUAAGGGAAAGAGAAGAGAAUAGAAAAAACGAGAGUACCUACCUCUACAAUGGUGGUACUGACUCGAAGAAGAAAAAGAGAGGACAGGUGGCUUCGCAGCUGAAGGACAGAGGCGCGAGGACAUAUUAGGUCUUUGAGUGUUAAGAGGAUUAGGUCUUUGAAUGCGAGAGAUGAGACGGCUUCGCAAGUAAGAGGGGAACGAAAUAGGGAAGAAAAGUUUUAGUGACAUAGGGUCAGGUUAUUGGCUCGGCUCAUUGUUUUCCCGUACUAAACCCUUCAUCCCUCUUUGAAUCCGAGUACACCCACGAGCCCAACACAACCUAUUCUUUUAGUUUCGGUUCGGGUUGGGUUGACCAGGUUGGUCAUAUUUAGAUUAUAAAUGCUUAUUUUCUAAAACCAACUGAACAAUCUCUCUUGGGGGUUUAGGUAACGAUUACGUUUGAUGAAUUCUAAAUUCUUGUCGUGUUCUACAGUGGUCCCCUCUACGUAUUGGGUGUUUCUUUUCUUUACAGCCUCACUUUCAUUUAGACCAAAUGCCUAACUUUGAACGUGUCAACUGUCAAUGAUCCAAUGAAAACAACCUCAGGAAUUUUUCUCCAACUAUUCAUGAUUUGGAUUUUUUGUUCUCACGUCUCACUUAUUAUCCCUUGUCUCCAUGUAGUUUUUUCCAUCUUCCCCUGUUUCCUGUAAUUUCCCUUUAAAUCCUUUAUCUCGUUAAGUAUUGCUUUUUUGAAAAAUAUACUAAUAAUAGCUAUAUUUUACUGCCAUAAAACCUUUAGUUUUUUACUGCAUAAAACUUGCUCGAGUCAUUAGCUAUAUUGAUUUGGCAAAACUACAUCUUAAUUGAGGUUAUAUUUGUGUUUUUGUUUGUCAACAGAGUUGUUGAUGAUUGCAUUAAUUUGUAUGAAAAGUCAAGCAAGUCUUUUUUUUCCUUCUUUCUGGUCCAACACGUCUUUCACCAUCAUGCAUUGUGGACUUCAUUUUCUGCUUUCUUCUACUGUUUUAAGAUUUUCAGUCUUGAUGACAAAAAACACGCUUUGCUCCAAUUAAAAUCAACCACCACUCAUAAGAUCAUAAAUCAAAUUUAAGAGAUUACUAUUUACACAAAUUGCUGUCAGAACAGUGUAAAUUUAGAUGAAGUUAGUGAAGCCAACAAUGUUUAACCAUACAUACAAUUGCAUGCAGUGAUGCAGAUAUUAUAACAGCAAUUGCUCACCAAUAGUUUUUGGCUGUUGAAUUGUAUUUUAGUGUACGAAACCUCUAACUUAUCAAUUGCUCAUCAAUUCAUUUAUUAAUUUAUUUAAAAUGAAUGAUUGAGAUACAUGUAUUACCUGCAGAAUUUUAUUAAUUCUACCACCAGUUUCAUUUUGAUGUCAUCAUUACUAGGGAUGACGGUGUCUUCUUUAUCAAUAGUAUUAGUAGCAUUGUGACUAUAUUUGUACUAUAAAUAUAACCACAAGAAAUGGGGUAUGAAAGCUUCUAUUCUGGGGUAUUCCACCUACUACUAUACAUUAUGGAAGUUCAACUUUUGACUAGUUAUUACGGCCACCCACCCAUAAAACUACAAAAGAAUAGUUGACAACUUCACAAAACUCUAAUUACUUUGAUUCAAGUGGUACCUGUAUAGUUUCCCUUAAGCAGAAUUUCGGAUUCGAGUCUUGUGUAUGAAAAAAAAAACACUCGUGCAAUGAUUAGCAGCUCAAACAGAAUUGCAUAGAGGUUAUCAUUGUUAGAUAAAAAAAAAUGCUAAUUACCUGCUGAAGAAAACAAAGAGUAGGAGUUGGCCUACUUCUCACCUUUGUGUAUGAGCCAAUCUCUAGUUAUCUGUUGCUUGAACUUUUGUUUUGUCUUCCUCUAUUUUUUCAAACACCAAUCAUAAGUAGCCUGUUUUUGUGAGUAAGUUUUCAUAAUACAUACCUACCAUUACAUUGAAAUGCUUCCAACAGAACCCAUCCAAACUCUUUUCUCUCUUCUUCUCUGCUACCUUUUUCAAUUCUCAAUCACAAAAUGAUCCUUCAAAUCUCCUUCCAUUACAAUAAACCUCAGCUAUGCAUUGUUAUUACAACUAUUUUAUUCUUGGCUACCACUGUUCUAUCUGUGAAUCCAAAAUUUGAGGCCUGCACACCUAGAAGCUGUGGAGCUGGUCCAUUCAUAAAGUAUCCCUUUUGGAUUCCUUAUGAACAUGAAUCAUUUUGUGGCUAUCCUCACUUUGAGAUCACCUGCAUAGACAACAAUCCAAUUCUCAGAACUUCUAAUUAUGACCUUUUAGUGAAAGAUAUCUCUUACUCUAACUCUUCAUUCACUGCAGCCAACAUAGCUGUCUAUGAGGAGAAAUGUUCUGCUCCAAUGUAUAAUUACAGCCUUUAUCAAACUCCAUUUUCCUAUAGUGCUGAAAAUUCCAACCUCUCUUUCUUCUAUAAUUGUACCACAAAACCCUUAGAUUACCCCACUUAUGAAGUAGACUGUGCUAAAAAUGCUACCCAUUAUUCUUUUGCGGUUUUUCACAAGGAGGCGCUUGAGCAUAAAAACUACUCUUUGAAUGAAUGUCAAUACAUGGUUAACGCGCCGUUGAACAUGAAUGCUUCUGUUAAUUUCUCUAGCUUAUUACGAAUGAGUUACACUGAAGUUCUGAAGAUGGGGUUUCUAUUGAAUUGGACUGCACCUGAUUGCCAAUACUGUGAGAAAAGUGGUGGGCGCUGUGGAUUUGAUGAUUAUAAAUUCCUCUGCUUCUGCAAGGAUAAGUCUUACCCAAAAAGUUGUGGUGAUGGAAAAAUGAAGCUGAAAGUCAUUAUAGGUGUUUCUUCUGCUGUGGUAGGAGCACUUGCAGUAAUCCUUGGCAUCUAUGUCUAUAAGCGCAAAAAGAACAUUAGUUAUGCAAAGUCAUCAUAUGUGCAAUCUAGAAGCCUCUCUUCAGAUCUAUCUUUGAAUGAUACUGAGAAGGGAAGUAGAUACUAUGGAGUGCACCUCUUCACCUAUACCGAACUUGAAGAGGCCACAAACAACUUUGACUCGUCCAAAGAACUAGGAGAGGGCGGCUUCGGGACAGUGUAUUUUGGCAAACUGCGGGAUGGGCGUUGUGUUGCAGUAAAGAGGUUGUACGAGAACAAUUGCAGGAGAGUUGAGCAAUUCAUGAAUGAAGUUGAGAUCCUAAUUCGUGUAGUCCACCCAAACUUGGUGUCACUCUAUGGAUGCACUUCACGCCACAGUCGUGAACUGUUGCUUGUGUAUGAGUACAUUUCGAAUGGAACCGUUGCUGAUCAUCUUCAUGGCAAACAAGCCAACCCUGGAAAAAUCUCUUGGCGCAUUAGAAUGAAUAUUGCUGUGGAGACAGCAAGUGCACUGAAAUAUCUUCAUGCAUCUGAAAUCAUCCACAGAGAUGUCAAAACAAAUAAUAUUCUUCUAGACAACCAUUUUAGGGUGAAAGUGGCAGAUUUUGGUCUUUCGCGUCUUUUCCCAGAGGAUGUCACACAUGUUUCAACAGCUCCACAAGGGACUCCAGGUUAUGUGGAUCCAGAGUACCACGAGUGCUACCAACUUACAAGCAAAAGUGAUGUCUACAGCUUUGGGGUUGUGCUGAUUGAGUUGAUAUCAUCCUUGCCUGCUGUUGACAUCACAAGGCAUAGACAUGAAAUCAAUUUGGCCAACAUGGCUAUAAACAAGAUUCAAAAGCAAGCAUUACAUGAGCUUGUUGACCCGACCCUCGGGUUUGAAUCAGACUUCAAGGCAAGGAAAAUGAUAAAUGCGGUGGCGGAGUUGGCAUUUCAGUGCCUGCAAAGUUCCAAAGAUAUGAGACCUUCUAUGGAUGAAGUGUUGGAUUCUCUCCAAGAUAUACAAAGUGAUGGCAAAUUUAAAAGCCAGCCUGAGGUAAUGGAUAUCUCAACCUCAGCUGAUGAUGAUGUUGUUUUGCUAAAGGAUGAUCCACCUCCACCAUCACCUGAUUCAAUUGGUAUCAGCAAGUCUACAACACCAAAUGCUAGCGGAUAAGUGACCCUUGUUUUUCAUCUCAUAAAAGUUAACCUUAUCUUAGUUCAUAUUUAAGCAGAGAUAUAGCAGCAAACUUAUAGCAUCAAAUCCACCCUAUUACAUACAGCCUGAGUUCUGUUUUUACUAAAGCGGAUAACUUUUAAGAUUGAGAUGUAUAUAUACUUAUAUAUUAUGAUAUUAGGUUUUUUUAGAUAUGGCAAUUAGAUAUCACUUUUUUUCAA